Molecule: messenger RNA, 4805 nt
Organism: Hyaena hyaena (striped hyena)
Lineage: Eukaryota; Metazoa; Chordata; Mammalia; Carnivora; Hyaenidae
Gene: R3HDM1
Product: R3H domain containing 1
Exons: 27
Coding region: 407-3814 (1135 amino acids)
Molecular function (GO): nucleic acid binding
Source: RefSeq, a predicted model, not a curated record
UCUGCCAGCCGCGGCUGCCGCUGGAGCCGGUGUCCGGGCUGGUGAUGGGGUUAAUUCUCUUUCGUAAGACUCUUACUUGCACCCACCCAGCCCCGCCGUCGCCCCGCCGCGCCGCGCUCCAACCGCCUCCUCCUCCUCCUCCUCCUCAGUAACGCGGGCCACUGAAAGGUAUGAUAUAUUUGAUCCACAACAGUCCAUUUCAGGCCAGGAAUCUACAGUGGUGACAAGGACAUGGGACUCCUCCUGCCAGAUUCCAGAUGGUUCAAUACACUUGACAUCCUGGCUGACAACUGUGAAAAAGAACCUUGGAUUACUUUAUUUUAUUUUUGUGGGACACCACAAUCCCAAUUCCAUAGGACACAUCAGGCUUCAAGUUCCCUGUAGACUUCUAAAAUAACCUUUGCUGAUGAGGAUGUCUGAUACUGUUACUGUAAAAAAUGAAACUGAAACAAUGAAGGAUUUGGAGGCAGAAGUGAAAGAUAAAACCAGAGUUGAAAAUCUUAUCAAAUCAGAAAACUAUGGGAAGAUUUUGGCAGAGAAGAAUGAACGUUGUAUUGACAACAGUAUUGAUUUGCAGCGGCCAUUGCAGUCCUUUGGACAGACAGGAAAAAGGUCUAAGUCGAGCUCAAAGUUAAAGCUAGUUCGGAGCCUUGCAGUGUGUGAAGAAUCUCCACCACCCCCUACAGCAGAGAUAUCACAGGAGAACCAGGAGAAAAUUCAGAUCCAGUUAACGCAAUCAUUUGAAAAAGAGGAGAAGCCCUCAAAAGAUGAAGCAGAAAAAGAAAAAGCCAGUGAUAAGUUGCCCAGAAAAAUGUUAUCAAGAGAUUCCAGUCAAGAAUACACUGAUUCAACUGGCAUAGAUCUACAUGAAUUUUUAGUAAAUACAUUAAAAAACAAUCCCAGGGACAGAAUGAUGCUGUUGAAAUUGGAACAAGAAAUUUUAGAUUUCAUUGGUAAUAAUGAGUCUCCACGUAAAAAAUUUCCCCCAAUGACAUCUUACCAUAGGAUGCUAUUACACAGAGUAGCUGCUUACUUUGGAUUAGACCACAAUGUUGAUCAGAGUGGGAAGUCUGUCAUAGUAAACAAAACUAGCAAUACAAGAAUACCUGAUCAGAAAUUCAGUGAACAUAUUAAGGAUGAUAAAGGUGAAGAUUUUCAGAAACGGUAUAUCCUCAAGAGAGACAACUCCAGCUUUGACAAAGAUGAUAAUCAGAUGAGAAUACGUUUGAAAGAUGACAGAAGAAGCAAAUCUAUAGAAGAAAGAGAAGAAGAGUACCAGAGAGCGAGAGACCGAAUAUUUUCCCAAGAUUCCCUGUGUUCCCAAGAGAAUUAUAUUAUUGACAAAAGAAUCCAAGACGAGGAUGCUAGUAGUACCCAGCAGAGGCGUCAGAUAUUUAGAGUUAAUAAAGAUGCUUCAGGGAGAUCAACAAAUAGCCAUCAAAGCAGCACUGAGAAUGAGCUGAAGUAUUCUGAACCACGGCCCUGGAGCAGCACAGAUUCAGACAGUUCCCUCCGAAACUUCAAGCCUGCUGUAACCAAAGCCAGCAGCUUCAGUGGAAUCUCAGUCCUGACAAGAGGUGAUAGUUCUGGGAGCAGCAAAAGCAUAGGCAGGCUUUCAAAAACAGGUUCUGAGUCUUCUGGUAGUGUAGGGUCAUCUACGGGCUCUCUUUCUCACAUCCAGCAGCCUCUUCCAGGUACAGCUCUCAGCCAGUCUUCUCAUGGCGCACCUGUCGUCUAUCCAACUGUCAGCACUCAUAGCUCUCUUUCCUUUGAUGGUGGCCUAAAUGGGCAAGUCGCAUCUCCUAGCACUAGCUUCUUUCUGCUUCCCUUGGAAGCGGCAGGCAUACCACCUGGCAGUAUUCUGAUCAACCCACAAACAGGUCAGCCCUUCAUAAACCCAGAUGGAAGUCCAGUUGUGUAUAAUCCUCCUAUGACUCAACAACCUGUUAGAACCCAAGUGCCUGGACCUCCACAGCCACCUCUGGCACCCCCACCACCUCAACAACAAGCAGCUAAUCACAUUUUCUCACAGCCUGUUCGUCCUCUGCAGUCCUCUUCACAGCCUGUUCAGUACUCUACAGCCCCUUACCCAUCCCCGCUCCUGCCAGUCUCACCCACCCAGCAAUACUCCGUGCAGGACAACCUUGGGUCUCAGUUUAGCCACAUGAGUCUUGCCCGCCAGCCAUCUGCAGAGGGUUCUGACCCUCAUGCCACCAUGUUCCAGUCCACUGUUGUUCUUCAGUCCCCACAGCAGUCUGGUUAUAUCAUGACGGCAGCCCCUCCACCACCGCCGCCGCCGCCGCCACCACCUCCUCCCCCUCCCCUGCCACCUGGGCAGCCAGUCCCUUCUGCUGGCUAUGCUGCCUCUGGCCAUCCUGUCAGCCAGCCUGUGCUUCAGCAGCAGGGAUAUAUUCAGCAACCCUCACCACAGAUGCCAGCCUGUUACUGUGCUCCAGGCCACUAUCACUCCAGUCAACCUCAGUAUCGCCCAAUCCCUUCUGUCCAUUACAAUUCACAUCUAAACCAACCACUGCCACAGCCUGCACAACAGACAGGUUAUCAAGUUAUACCCAACCACCAGCAAAACUACCAAGGACUAGUUGGAGUUCAGCAACCCCAGAGUCAGAGUCUAGUUGGUGGCCAGCCCAACAGCAUUGGAAAUCAGAUCCAAGGAGUAGUCAUCCCAUAUCCUUCAGUGCCAUCAUACCAGGUUUCACUGCCUCAAAGUUCUCAAGGAAUUGCCCAUCAGACUUAUCAGCAGCCUGUUAUGUUCCCUAAUCAGUCUAAUCAAGGAUCUAUGCCCACAACAGGAAUGCCAGUUUACUAUAGUGUCAUUCCUCCUGGUCAACAAAAUAACUUAAGCUCAUCAGUAGGUUACUUGCAACAUCCAGGAUCAGAACAAGUACAGUUUCCUCGAACUACUUCACCAUGCAAUUCCCAGCAGCUUCAAAGCCACCAGUGUGCAGCUGUGCCACCUCCGCCCCCUGGUGGAGGAAUGGUGAUGAUGCAGCUCAAUGUACCAAACAAUCCGCAGUCUCGGGCCCACUCACCCCCACAGUGGAAACAAAACAAAUAUUACUGUGAUCACCAGAGAGGGCAGAAGUGUGUGGAAUUUAGCAAUGUAGACAAUAUUGUUCAGCACAGCCCUCAACUCAGUAGUCCCAUUAUUUCACCAGCUCAGUCGCCAGCACCAGCGCAGCUGACCACCCUGAAGACUGUCCGUGCUUCCGGACCACCCCUUUCCAUCAUACCUCAGUUUUCUAGACCUUUUGUUCCAGGGCAGGGAGAUGCCAGAUAUCCAUUGCUUGGCCAGCCUCUGCAGUACAACCCUCCUGCUGUUUUGCACGGACACAUUCCAACCCAGCAGGGUCAGUCUGGCAACAGGCAUGGAAACCGAGGAAGGAAACAAGCUAAAAAAGCUGCAUCCACUGAUCUUGGUGCAGGAGAGCCAGUUGUUGGGAAGGUCUUGGAAAUCACUGAGCUACCAGAUGGAAUAACUCGCACGGAAGCCGAGAAGCUUUUUGGGGAACUCUUUAAAAUUGGUGCCAAGAUCCGGUGGCUCCGAGACCCUCAAUCCCAGCCCCAGCUGCGUCGUCACCCCCUCUGCUGUGGCAGUGGGGACAACACUGUCAAUCCUGAACGCUCUAAACCCAGUGACUUGGCCUCCACUUAUACCGUCUUAGCCACAUUCCCCUCCAUUUCAGCAGCACAGAAUGCAUUGAAGAAACAAAUUAACUCGGUUAACAAGUUUAAGCUGAGAACGAGCAAGAAGCACUAUGACUUUCACAUUCUGGAAAGGGCAAGUUCUCAGUAACAGAGCCACCUUGGACCCUUCGCCUUUAUGAUUCCCCUGUCCUCACCCAUCUUUAAUUGGCUUGGUUUUUGGAGCUUCUGUUAACAUGACAGAGACUCCUAGGAUGUGUGGUCAUGGCGUUAUAGCUUUUGAAGGACAGGCCAGUGAUCCAGCAAAGGGGGGAAAUUACACAUUUCACUCCAAGUGACUGUAGGAAUCCACAUCGGAAUGAUACAGAGUUAGCAGCUUUUUCUGAGGAAAUGCUGUUCAAAUGCCUCCUAACUUUUAUAGUUAUUUUGUUUUAUAUUUCUGAAUUCUUGUGUCAGAUCCAGAGCUCUAUUGUACAGCAAAUUAUUCUUCAAAACGAUUACAACAAGUUGCAACCUGUAUUUCUUUUUUGCAGCCAGCACAAUGUGACCCAACAGAGAAUUUGAGGGAAAAAGAAUGCAGGAAUGGAAUAACCAAGUCAAAACCAUAUAUUGUCUUUUUGGGGGGCUGGAGGGUGACUAAGGACAGCCCACAAAUCGAAUAUUACUCUUCCCCUGUAUCUCUAAGCACAGAAACAAUUUCCAGAAAAUACAGAACUCCGUCAUAGGGUCCUUUCCUUAUUCAUUUAGGUAGUAUGAACAUUAAGUGUAAAGCAAAUUAUGUUCUUAACACUUCUGAAUCAAACCACUUAGGUUCAAAGGGGAAUAGGAAUCAUUUUAGGCAGGAAAAUACUUCCACUUUUUUUUUUUAAGUGUCCCUCUGAUAACUAAAUGCCACUUAUUUGCAUUCCCCUCCUUGUGGAUUUCUUGUCACCUAAGGAAAUGCAUUUGAUGAGUGCUGGAAACUUCUUAAGUGGUUUAAAAUUUGUUUUCAUUGUUUGCAGCGGAUCACUGGACAUCAAAGAUUCAUUGCACUUAUGAACAAGGAACCUUUUUUUCAAUUUCUGUGUAAUUUGCAAGGCUGUACAAUGUUUGCUGAUGCAAGCCUUUUUCAGUUCAAGAGAAUAAAUGUUUACAAAUACAGA